AUGGGGUUUCACGCCCAGCCUAAAUACCCUUCCAUGGAGAGACAGGACCUCACCCAGGGUCAGCUUGGAAGCUUCAAGUUCACCCCAGUCGACGUUCAGACCAAUACCCGUGGCGACACUCCCCUCUUUCUGCAAGCUCAGUCUCUUCUUAGAGCCCGCGUUGGUGAACAGGGAGGUUUUGAGUUCAUCACCGAGGACUACCAGAACAAUUUUGCAUCGCUUGCAUCACAGCAAUCGCUCGGCGGAACAGUCCAGAACUUCUCCCCUCGCCUCAGCCCAGGUUUUUCUUCUGCUACCACUUGUCGACCUGCUACUCCUCCUUCGGAUCCCGGUUACUUCAAUAGACAUAUCAAGCCCGACCUUGAGGACUCGCGCCUGAAACUCGGUCCAGCUGCCUUCAGAUCCGCUGUCAACGGCAACAGUCCUGAGAAGAACUUCAGUCAGUCUCGACCUCGAGCUGAGGUAGGUCACCUAGCCUCCGGACUUCACUUGUCCCCAUUCAGAGAGCUCUACUUAUCAUUGCGUCUUCCACAGUCAAACCUGACAAGCUUCUACCUUCCAUCCGUUCCGCAACAACCCUUCUGGACCAUGGACCCUACCGUCCAAGCCUUCGAGCCCUCCUCCGAGGCUACUGUACCUACCAUUGCCCUUGACUACUCCACAAUUGUUCGCUGUCUCGUCUCCGAACAGGAGUCCCACGAGAGAGUGCAAAAGAGCCUUGAGCAAGCCCAGCUUCACAUCAAGAAGUUGGAAGGCCAGCUUGAGAAGGCCAAGGCCAGAGAGAUUGAAUUGACUCUCACUCUCAAGUCUCUAAACGGCAUCAUCGACCGCCUCGAGAGUCGGCUUGAUGUCAUCGGUGAGAAGUCUGCAGAGCCUACCACUGGCGGCGAUAACAAUGGAGAGGGGGACAUCAUGACCGAGCGCCAAGACAAGAACACUGCGGCCUUGCCUAUCACAACCAGCCUGACUGACGACUCCGCCCAGUCGAUCACUACUGGAAAGACUGUCUCGGAGGCUGAGGCCGACUCUUCGGUCGAUAGCAGCUCUAUGAUCAAGCAGCUCACCCCUAACGUCGAUCACAACGACGCCUUCAACCUUGACCUCCUCCUGAAGCACAAGCGUGGCACUAUCCCCAAAUGGCAGACUAGAGCUCUGCGCAAGCACUUCGAUAUCGACAGUAUCUCUGAAGACUCAGUUGACAAGUCUGCCGAAGAGUCCUUCAACCCCGACGAGUUGGUAGGCAUCAGUCCCCCCAAGGCCAGUGGCAUUCGUGAUCGCACCAACGACGUCGACAUGGCUACCACCACCAAAGCUACUCCAACCAAGAAGGAGCAAGUUACCACUCCUAUCCAAGGCAUAUCCAACGAUGACAAUAAGACUGCGACUCCUACCAAGUACUCGCCUGCCAAGCUCUAUCCUGAGUCCUUCUUGUCAAAGUAUCAGAAAGCUAAAAAACAGCCAGCUACUCUUGAUUCUGCUGAUGAGACUCCGUUCAAAACCGAGUUCCUCCGUAACAACAUCGGUAAGCCAUCUCUUUCCUCCGUCGCGACCAUGCAUAGCCUCAAUGCCCGCGCUCCGAAAGUCGUCGAUCCCACUGCACCCUACGAGCUCUCUAUCAAAUGGCAAAUCAACAAAGAGAGUCCACUCUACGAGGAGGAAGAGAUUGACAGAGCUAUCAAAUGGCAGCCUGCUGAUGCCCGCUAUGGUAUCUUUUGGAAACAUCCUGUUCGAUAUCUCGACCACAGCAGCAAGAACCUCUUCCGGACUGUCAUGAUCGACUACAUUCCCAAGACUGCGACCUACAACGAUGUCCUUGGCCAGAUCUCUGGCGGUUCUCUCGAGAAGAUUGAGAUGGUUCCAGCCAUCGGUAAUGUGACGGAUUACCAAACUGCUCGUGUCGUUUUCAACUUCGAGAUCGGCGCUAGCACUACGGCCAACUUUGCUCGCGACCACGGCAUGAAGAUCAAAGACCAGCCCCUCCGUGUUUGGCAAGUUCUGACACAGACUUAUCCCAAGAAUAUGGCUCUAGACCGCGAUAUCUUUGACAACGGGUUCACUCGAAUCCUGCUCAUCAACAAUGCCAGCCAAGAAGCCCUUGCCAUGAUCCCGACCAAGCUUCAACACUUUCAGCGAUCAAUCGUCGACUUUGGAGAAACCUUCGACAGAUAUCCAAUGGUCGAGUUCACCAGCGUGGCCGUAGCCAUUCAAGCAAUGGAAGUCCUCGUUGCCGACCCAAACUUCUCGGGUGCAGAAUUCGACUUCGACGAGGAUCCCUGUGGUGAGCCAUAUCCGUUCGCGCAUUGA
Messenger RNA from Cyphellophora europaea CBS 101466, 2304 nucleotides. RefSeq lists its product as uncharacterized. The transcript is spliced from 2 exons. Bases 1 to 2304 code for a protein of 767 amino acids. The record is from RefSeq and is a predicted model, not a curated record. Lineage: Eukaryota; Fungi; Ascomycota; Eurotiomycetes; Chaetothyriales; Cyphellophoraceae.